Danaus plexippus (monarch butterfly) is the source of this 2344-nucleotide messenger RNA. Its product is annotated as modular serine protease-like. Gene Ontology annotation, molecular function: protein binding; serine-type endopeptidase activity. The transcript is spliced from 14 exons. The coding region runs from base 114 to 1997 and encodes 627 amino acids. Gene Ontology annotation, biological process: proteolysis. NCBI's taxonomy places the organism in Eukaryota, Metazoa, Arthropoda, Insecta, Lepidoptera, Nymphalidae. The record is from RefSeq and is a predicted model, not a curated record.
UUGUCAGUGCAUCAAUACCUCUUGUAGCAUGAACAUGUCCGUCGUAAAAUAGGAUCUUUAUAGUAUUAAUAGUGAUAUUUUUCCGUGAUUAUAACUUUGUUAGUUUUAAGAGGAUGUGUUUUAUUUUGAAGUGUGCUGUCAUUCUUGCUUUGUACAACGCUACGCUGGCACUAGUUAGAAAUAGGACAAACCAAAGUGAUUCGGAUUUGGUUCGUCUCAAACGUGGAUCAGAUUGCGAUGACUCCUUCAACUUCCGGUGCAGCGAUGGAACUUGCAUCAGCGCUGACAAGAAGUGUGAUGGUGUGGGAGACUGCCCCGACGGUUCAGACGAGAGGUUCCACAUGUGCAGGAACGUCAGGUGCCCAUAUUACCACUUUCGAUGCACGUACGGAGCUUGCGUCGAUGGUACAGCUUCCUGCAAUGGUGUCAAGGAGUGUAUGGACAACUCGGAUGAACUGCAACCGGCCUGCCAGAAGAAAAGCAACAUCUUUGGUGAAAAAUUUAUUUGCAAGAACGGUGAAAUGAUAGAUGUUUAUCAGAUCUGUGAUGGAACCACUGAGUGCAGUGAUAAUAGUGAUGAGACCUUGGAGACCUGCGCGAGCACUGUUUGCCCAUCACAUUUGUUCCAAUGUGCGUAUGGCGCAUGCGUUGAUGCUGGGGCCGAGUGCAAUAAUUUGCAGGAAUGCGCUGAUAAUUCUGAUGAAUGGGAUCUUCUGUGCAAUAAGACGUCUACCACAACAACAACCACCACGGAGACCACGGAGACAAGUCGGUCGUCCUGCGUCUUGCCAGAUCAUCCAAAGUUCGGAAUAUACAGCCUAGCUGACGGUAGCAAAUAUGUUCCAAGGAGUGUUCAAGAAAAUUUGGUGGUUCUGAGCCUCACAUGCUACCCAGGAUAUAAAAGUGUAGGGGAAAUGGCCACUUACUGUCAUGAAGGGUCAUGGUCUACCGAUUUACCUUAUUGCGCCCGGACGUGUAAAUUGGAUAAAUCACCAAGUAUUGAGUACAGAUGUAUUACUAAUGACGAAGGGACCAGGGCGUGCGAGGAUUACGAAGUGGAGGGUACCAUUGUCCAGCCUCAGUGCAGGGAGCCCAACUACUACAGUCUCAGCGACCUGUACUACAUGGUCUGCCGUGAUGGACAAUGGAAUUACCAACCGAAGUGUGAAGCUGAAUGUGGUACAUUGACCCCACGCGCGACUCCCUUGGUGUUGGGCGGGCGGACUGCGGACGUUGGCGAAGUCCCCUGGCACGCGGGGAUCUACAGCAAGCUGACGGAGCCUCCAAUACAGAUAUGCGGGGCUUCCUUGGUCAGCGACACCGUACUGGUCUCUGCCGCUCAUUGCUUUUGGUUCAACGAAAAUACUGAGCCAGCAGAAAACUAUGCAGUGGCGGUUGGCAAGCUGCAUAGAGACUGGGAUCAUCAUCUAGACAUGGACUAUCAGCAGACUUCUGAUGUGCAAUCCAUCUACGUCUCCCAUUACUAUCGAGGAUCGUCCAUGAACUACCAGCACGACCUGGCCAUCGUAAUCGUCACCCAGCCCUUCUCCUACCGUCCGUACAUAAGACCUAUAUGUGUGCAUUUCCCUCAUGAUGCGACAGAAAUGGCGAUCAAAAACGACGACCUCGGGAAGGUAGCUGGUUGGGGUCUCACGACGGUCCACACUGGCUCCGAGUCCCCCACGCUAAAGGUCCUGGACGUGCCUUUUGUUGAUUUUGACACCUGCCUCCAGAACACACCAGAAUACUACCGGGAAUUCUUCAGCAGCGAUAAGAUCUGUGGUGGCUACGCUAAUGGUACAAGUCUCUGUAAGGGUGACAGCGGUGGUGGGUACGCCUUCCCCUUCAAGCUUAACGGCCGCACCAGGUACUACCUCCGCGGUGUCGUGUCCACAAGCCCACCGCUGCCUCUAGGAUUGUCAUGCAACAUAUACACGUACACGAGCUUCACGGAUAUCAUGCAACACAAAAGAAUCAUCAUGACGCAUAUGCAUUGACUUUUAAAGCUAUUUUGAUGUGAAAAAAAAUUGUUCAUAGUAAUCAAAAAAUGUUGUAAAUUUGUACCUAUGGGAGACGUGUCAUUGAAAAGGGGGAUUCUGAUUAAUAGACUGUGUUUCGAUGACAGAUAAAAAAAAUAUCUAAUGACAGGUUUUUUUUUUUUUAAUAAAAAUAAUUCAAAUGUAUAUAUACAUUUUAUCUAUAUUAGUAAGUGUUUUGUUACACUGAAAAUUUAUAUAAAAAUGUACGGAUGUAUAUAUGUAGACAUCUUUAUUUCGUAAAAUUUUUGUUACGUGUUAGAUGACAUGUCUGUUGUAAUUGUAUAAAUAUAAUGUUUUUUAACAUA